This is a messenger RNA of Synchiropus splendidus (mandarinfish), 467 nucleotides long. RefSeq names its product S100 calcium binding protein A1 (gene s100a1). The transcript has 2 exons. Gene Ontology annotation, molecular function: transition metal ion binding; calcium ion binding. The record is from RefSeq and is a predicted model, not a curated record. Lineage: Eukaryota; Metazoa; Chordata; Actinopteri; Syngnathiformes; Callionymidae. Bases 1 to 312 code for a protein of 103 amino acids.
AUGAGUUCCCGGCUCCAGAAGUCCAUGGAGGGUUUGAUCAGCGUGUUUCACUCCUACUCGAGCAAAGAGGGCGCCGUGAACACGCUGAGCAAGAUGGAGCUGAAGGCGCUGCUGCAGCAAGAGCUGAGUCAGCUGAUCACGUGCUGCAAUGACCCGGCCGGCAUCGAUCGGAUCAUGACGGACCUCGACGAGAACGGCGACCAGGAGCUCGACUUCCAGGAGUUCGUGGUUUUGGUGGCGGCGCUGACGGUGGCGUGCAACGACUUCUUCGAAGACACGUGCAAGAAAGGAUAUCAGGGGACGGAGCCAUGAGGCCGUCGUCGUUGGCAUGUUCUUCAUUAAAUGCGCCGAGCAAAUGUUCAAAGGGUUCGUUUGUUUCUGGUCGGAACAUGUCUGAUCAAUCUCUUCAGAUGUAGUGAUCUCGUGGGUGACCAGCAGAGGGCAGCUCUGAGCCCAACAUUAUCUGC